CCCAAAACGGGGAUGAAUGAGCACUGUUUGGUCCCGCAUUCAUUUCAUAUCCCGUCCUUUUGUUGUUUCCUCCUCUUGCUUUCCCCCACCACCACGCCCCCCACCCGCCCUUUCGCGUCCCCUUUGCGUCCCCACCCUCUGGAAUGUCCGUUAUCAAGCGCAUGACGGAGCGCUUCCACAUCGGUUCGAGCAAGGGUUACCAGUACCCCGAUGUCGACGUCGGCGGUAGCCCGUACUCGACCGCGCCGACGCCGUCGCUCAUAUCCGCGAAUACGACGCUAUUUGAUCACCGCGGAUCCCUCAGCACCCAGCGCACGUCGUUCAGCGAGCUGAGCGGCCAUCGGCAGGGGCUCGGCGCGAUCCCGGAGCAGGAGGACAUGGAAGCGCGCUUGAAUCGGCUGCACCUGUUCUCGCGAAACAAGGGCAUCUAUCGAUUGCAGGACUUUCUCAUCCAGCGGACGCUGGGCACGGGCAGCUUCGGACGCGUGCUCCUCGUGCGGAGCAAGCACAACCUGCGCUUCUACGCGAUCAAGGUGCUCAACAAGGAGAAGGUGCUCCGCAUGAAGCAGGUCGAGCACACCAACAACGAGCGGAACAUGUUGCACCGCGUCAACCACAACUUCAUCAUCAACCUCUGGGGCGCGUUCCAGGACGGGAACAACUUGUACAUGGUCAUGGACUUCGUCCCCGGUGGCGAGCUCUUCAACCUGUUGCGGCGAUCGAUUAGAUUCCCUGAACCCGUCGCGAAGUUCUACGCUGCUGAAGUCUCCCUUGCCCUUCGAUACCUCCACUCAAACAACAUCAUAUACCGCGACUUGAAGCCUGAAAACAUCCUCCUCAACGCAGACGGCCACAUCAAGGUCGCUGACUUCGGCUUCGCCAAGAUCGUCGACACAGUGGCCUACACUCUCUGCGGGACACCAGAUUAUCUGGCACCAGAGAUCAUCUGGGGCGGCCGCUACAACAAAUCCGUCGAUUGGUACGCCCUCGGCGUUCUUUGCUACGAGAUGCUCUCCGGCCUCCCGCCCUUCCACACCCCCGACGGCAACCCGCAAACCCUGUACGCCAAGAUCCGCGAGGGCCCCAACUCCCUUCCCUGGAACUCGCCCAACUUCACGCUCUACUCCAUCGACCUCAUCCGGCGGCUCAUGGAGGGCGAGCCCUCGAAGCGGUACGGUAACAUGCGCCACGGGGCCGGCGACGUGUUCGCGCACCCGUGGUUCGCGGAGGUCGACUGGGAGAAGCUGGAGGACCGGGAAGUGAGCCCGCCGUAUAUUCCGAAUAUCGGGGGCGCGGGGGAUGCGUCGGCAUUUGACAUUUACCACGAGGAUGGGAUGGAGGAGCUCUUCAGGCCGCCACCACUCGACACGCUCGCGGACCAGUUCCCCGACUUUGACUACACGUACGACGAUUCGGUGGCUCCUUGAUUUAGCGAUUCCCUUUCCUCUUCUCGGUCACGGACACCCCUCUAUCUCGCACGGCCGCCUCCCGUGCCUUGUAUGGCUGCCUCCCAUCAUGCGUAUGGCGCCUUCAUACCUUGCGUUGUAUGACUCCACACCUCUACUACCCAAAACAUCCUCAUCUACGAGUCGAAAGUCGGAACCCUUUUCUCCUCACGAUCCGCUACGUUUUCUCUUGUUUGUUCUUCUGUCUGGUUAUAUCGUUAUGCUUGCUAUGCUUCGUAUGUACUCUGUCGUUCGUGUACGCGCUCGGAGCGCGGGAGGGUGUACUUUGUGUAGUACGCUCAGAAGGCUGUAUCUCGAUACCUAUCGUUAUCGUGUAUACCUAGCUAUGGUUGGAAUGGAAUAUCCCAGGAUAUGGGUCGAGAAGUCACGUAUGCGAGUAGCGAGUCUUUGUUGGUGC
This is a messenger RNA of Schizophyllum commune H4-8, 1863 nucleotides long. RefSeq names its product camp-dependent protein kinase A catalytic subunit. NCBI's taxonomy places the organism in Eukaryota, Fungi, Basidiomycota, Agaricomycetes, Agaricales, Schizophyllaceae. The coding region runs from base 144 to 1427 and encodes 427 amino acids. Gene Ontology annotation, molecular function: cAMP-dependent protein kinase activity; ATP binding. The transcript is spliced from 5 exons. Gene Ontology annotation, biological process: peptidyl-serine phosphorylation. The record is from RefSeq and is a predicted model, not a curated record. Gene Ontology annotation, cellular component: nucleus; cAMP-dependent protein kinase complex.